AUGGAAUUUCCUGAGCUAGGGAAGCAUUGCACCUUUGACGGUUGUCAUCAACUCGACUUUCUUCCUUAUACCUGCUAUCGCUGCAAGAAGAUAUUUUGCCAAGAUCACUUUAAGCUUGACGAUCACCAUUGUCCAAGCUUACAGGACGGUCAAUACGAUGCUCGCGUACCUACUUGCCCGAUAUGUGAACAGCCUGUUCCAGGACCAAGGGGUCAAGAUCCUAAUAUCUCAGUAAAUCGCCAUAUACAAAACAACUGCAACGACAAACAACAAAAAGCUUCCAAUAUCUGUCAUCAGCGUGCUUGUAAUGCAAAAUUGCUUGUACCUAUGAAUUGCUCGGACUGCGGCUAUUCUUUUUGCGUCAAACAUCGCCUUCCAGUGGAUCAUACAUGUCGCCCGGCUCAAAAGAAUGCAUCACAAAAACGACCCACACCUUCAUCCUCCUCCAAACGGAACAGUAAACAAGAGCAAGAACUGGCCCGAUUAACCGAGAAAGCCAACACGAAUCGAUUGACUGAAGCGGAGCAGGCACGAUUAGCUGCACUUCGGCGCAAGCAGAAGAAACCCAAUUGCAUCAUUUCUUGA
Molecule: messenger RNA, 585 nt
Organism: Lichtheimia ornata
Lineage: Eukaryota; Fungi; Mucoromycota; Mucoromycetes; Mucorales; Lichtheimiaceae
Exons: 7
Coding region: 1-585 (194 amino acids)
Cellular component (GO): cytoplasm
Molecular function (GO): zinc ion binding
Source: RefSeq, a predicted model, not a curated record